GCGCACCUCACAAACCAUGUUUGUUUUGAAGGUGAUUUGCCGCGAAAAUGAUCUUAAUAAGUGGAACUGACAGUUCAUUAUCAUAUGAUCUCCCAGCACCGGUAUUUAUUACAGAGGAAAGACCACUGUCGACCAAGAAGUCUCGUGGCACACCCAAAUUUGCCCAGCCACCACGAGCACCCAUAAAGAGCUGUCCAGUCACAAGAAUUUUUUCACGAGUAACUGAUAACGACCGUCCUCAACCUGUGUCCUUUCGUGAUGACUCUGACACAUCCUUCAUUGCUCAGAGUCCAGUCUACCGCGCUGAGAAAUCUGCACUGUAUUUUGAACAGUGUUACAUCAUUGAGGAAAAACUGGGUGCUGGAUCAUUUGGAGAAGUAUUUCGAGUUAGAAGUAAGGAAGAUGGGCAACUGUAUGCUUGCAAGAGAACACUUCUUAAAUUUCGUGGUGAAGGAGACAGACGUAGACGAAUGGAAGAAGUACAAAAACAUGAAAAAUUACCAAAGCAUCGCAAUUGUGUAGAAUUUUAUCGUGCCUGGGAGGAACGGCAGCAGCUUUAUCUUUUAACGGAAGUUUGCAAGACGUCACUCGCUAAUGUUGCAGAAGAUCGUCAUGACCUCCCAGAAUCUCUUGUGUGGGAAUAUCUAGUCGACUUAUUACAGGGUGUACAGCAUUUGCACAACAAUAAUUUGGUUCACAUGGAUAUUAAACCCGAAAACAUAUUCUUUGGUUAUGAUGGUCUCUGCAAGCUUGGCGAUUUUGGUCUAAUGAUUGAUACCUCUCAGGGUCCAGUACAUGAGGCAGUGGAAGGUGACCCAAAAUAUUUGGCCCCAGAGAUCAUGAAUCUUCAGUUUGGACCUCCUGGUGAUAUAUUUAGCCUGGGUAUGACAAUUCUGGAAUUGGCAACUGAUCUAGAUUUGCCCAAACAAGGAGACGCCUGGCAACAACUCAGACAGGGAAGACUUCCUCCUGCUGCCAACCGAUUAUCUGAGGAACUACAGUGUGUGCUGACAGGCUUCCUCCAGCCCAACCCGUUGGAUAGACUCACAGCACAACAAGCUCUUGCUCUUCCCACUAUCAAGAAAGUUCUCUAUCAAAAGACCAUCAAAGACUAUUGUCGGAAAUCUAUUAUGAAAGCCAAGAGCACUUUAAUGAAGACAUGGCUAUACUUUGUAAUAUUCAUCAAUUUCCUAACGCUGCCUCUCAAACGUCUGCAUAAACCAGAAGCUUCUCCAGACCUUCCAAAUCUAUCGAGAGCGAACAUUUCUGAUUCCGACUUUGCUGCUGGCUUCUCCGAUGAUGAAGGCAUGGAUGACCAGAGUUUGGCACAGCCAAUAAGUGACAUCUCGACCUCUAGUAGUGAUGUCAAUACACACCGACCCUUUGGUAACUCAACACCAAUUGUAUAUCAGUUCAGGAGACAAACAGAUUUCAUCAAUUCUUCCCCUCCCAACAGAAGUAGCAUUAAUGCAAGCCCAAAUCCAGACGACAGUCCAACUUUCUUUCGGCAGCGAGGAGCUGUGCUAAGGUCGUCACAUGUGUUUGGUCAGCACCUCGAUGUAAGCGGAAACAUGAGCAUGGUGAGCACGCCAAGCCCAGGUAUUCCUGUGAUUGAGGAACCUCUCCCUUCCUUUAACCUUACUUCAAGGAACCUCAUGGAUAUGUUCAAUUCCGUAGAGUUUGAUGAGGAUGAAUAAUUCUUCUGCAAGUUUUCAAAGUAUUUAGUGUGACAAAUAUGUCUGAUAAUUAUGUAAAAGAUCUUAGUGCAAUUUAUUUGUUUACUACAAAGGAGUAUUAUUCUUCCACUAUGCAGGGAGAAAAUAUCAUUAUUACAGAGUUAAUUAUUCUUCUGUAUACAAGCAAAUAUCUCGCUCUCAUUUUGUCUUUUAAAUUCUUCCAGUUUUAUCAUUGCAAUUUAGCAAAGAACUAACGAAAAGCAUUGUUAUGUUAAGGACAACUUUUAGGUUAAACUUAUGAAAGCUCAACAAGUGUGAUUUAUUUAUUUUCAUAAGUUGUGUUGGUAGAGGAAUAAAUACUGCCAAUUUAACUUGAUAAUUUUUUGGGCAUAUUAGCAUCUGUUGAUGGUAAAUAGUUACACUGUACUGUAUUUUUCCUAGUGUGACAUUUGAGGCAUUUGAUCAGCAGUGUCUAAGUACCAUACACAGCACACCACUAAGGCAUGUCUUGAAUUUGCAAAAAAAAAAAAAGUUGAUGUAAUAAUUUAAUAGAAAUUCCUAUUCUGUAAUACAUAUCAAAGUACUGUUUGAAAUAGAAAUGUUGUCUUCUUGACAGUUAUAGCAGCAUUCUGUAAGAACAAGUAUAUCAAGGGCUGCUUAAAGAAUGUUAUGGAUUACAUUUGAAACAAUGGAUUAGGUAAUUACAACUAAUCUUCCAAUAAAUUCCUUAAUAUCAUCGAUAGGUGCAAAUUAGCUCAUUAUCCACAUCAUGUGAUGGGGGACAAACUAGCUAAUACUAUACAUAUUUAGCUGACCUGCAGGUCAAAGCUCCUCAGAUGUUUGUCUUGGUGUUUUUGCGGUGAGUUUUAUUAUAAUUUUAUUUAUUUUGUUUGUUUUUCCCUUCUAAGACAAAAUCACCUCUUGCAAAAAUUAAUUACAUUCCGGUACAGUAAUUGAUACUGAUGGCAAAUGAUGUCUCGGUAGUACAAAUUUUGCCUGUGUUCAUGUUAACAAGGUUUUGCUGAAAUAUGGUACAUUUAGUGUUGCAUUUUGUGGUUAUAUGUAUUUUAACAUAUUCAUUUGUAAUGUUAUUUUAAUACACUUUAUAAGACUAAAGGAUAUUUAUACUAAAUUGUGUACAGUAUUAUAUCAUGUAGUGCCUUGGAGGACUAGUGUACAUAUAGUAUAAACUGAAUAUAUUUGAAAUAUCAUAGGAUUAGUUAAGAAUUUGAAGGUACAAAGAAGUGCCUUAGAUUUGUGCUUUAAUUAGGCAGGGCAGCAUUAAGGAAGCUGAAGCAGCAUAGGUUACACCAGUCACUCACUCAGGUAACUGAUGUGUUAACAUUCAAAAUGCCUUUCCUAAACAUUAAAACCUCAUGGCUUGCUUCAGUUUCCUUAAAGCUAUGAGAAAAAAUAUGUUAGUAUAACUUGGCAGAAAGUCACAUGCAGGGUCAAAACUAACUCAAUGUUUGUGUAUUUUCCGUAGACAUCAUAUUUGUAGUCAGGUUCACAAUAUACUCGUGUGGAAUGGGUGGGUGUAUCUGGCAGUCCUGGUGCUGUAGGUAUAAUUAUCUUCUAUUAUGCAUGAGGUCCUUGUGCAUGAAGGGGACAUUUGUAAGAAAAACUAGCGAGUAGCAAAAUAGCCUGAAAACGAGGUUGAGAAAACAUUGCUCACUCCACCUGAAGUUGUGAAGGCAGUGUUAGGAAGGAUGAUGGUGCAAUGGUUACAAUAACUUUUCCUGACUUCAUAGAUACAGAUAAAUCACAUGUCAUUAUGUAUUGUACGAAUACCUCUUAAGUCUUUGCAAUAUAACUUGAAUUAAAGAGGCGACAAGCUAUUCACUUAUAAUUAAUGUAUAGUAAAUCAGAGAUAUAGAAUGUGUGGAGUAGGAUGUGUUGAGAGACUAAAUGAAGUUCUGAAGGUAAGUUCAGAUACAAAAAUAAGGGUCUGUUACUAAUUGCAAUAUACUGUAUAUAUAGUUGUUCCAAGCCAGCAUAGAACUGUAUUGUGUUUUGCUAUCAAACAUGUAUAUAUAAUGUGUAUGUGUUUAUUUUAUGUAUAUUACUAAUGUAUUAAAAGUAUUUUACAAAUUGGUGCGUAAUGUGUACCUCCAGACGCAUAAUGUGUGUACUAAAUAACUGAUCUCAUGUUUAUAGUAAGUAGCAACAUGAGAGAAGCUGAUGCAGGUUCACAGUAGACGUUAUCUACCUCCUGGCAAGCUCUUCUCUCCUUAACUUAUAUUGGUUGUGCAAUGUAUCAACAUUUAUUGCUAAGCUGUGAAUAAUAUCUAUACAGGUAU
This is a messenger RNA of Procambarus clarkii (red swamp crayfish), 3976 nucleotides long. Its product is annotated as membrane-associated tyrosine- and threonine-specific cdc2-inhibitory kinase. Gene Ontology annotation, molecular function: ATP binding; protein tyrosine kinase activity. NCBI's taxonomy places the organism in Eukaryota, Metazoa, Arthropoda, Malacostraca, Decapoda, Cambaridae. Gene Ontology annotation, biological process: protein phosphorylation; meiotic cell cycle; negative regulation of G2/MI transition of meiotic cell cycle. The record is from RefSeq and is a predicted model, not a curated record. Gene Ontology annotation, cellular component: nucleus; cytoplasm.